AUGUCUCUCUCCAGCUGCAACAGGCGAGGAGCGCGGCCCUUUCUUGCAGAUUUUGGCUAUGGAAGGGGGAAGUGCGCUAAGCAAGGUCCAGCGGGAGCGCAGGAGACACGUUUUGGAGACGAUAAACUGGAGGACCUAGAGGCGAACCCGUUCUCCUUCAAAGAGUUCCUGAAAACGAAGAGCCUCAGCCUGUCGAAAGAGGACACGGCCAGCGGCAGGAUCUACCCGAAGGAGGCCCCUAGGCACCCCCUGGGACUUGACCUCAGCUCCCCUGCGCCCUCGACGGGGGGCUAUGGCCUGGAGUACCAACAGCCAUUCUUUGAGGACCCGACGGGGGCGGGCGACCUCUUGGACGAGGAGGAAGACGAGGACGGGUGGAACGGGGCCUACCUGCCGUCGGCGGUGGAGCAGACCCACGCCUCCAGGGCGGCCGCCAGCACGUCCCCCGCCAGCAGCACCUACGUGUCCUUUUUCACCCCGUCGGAGCUGGCGGGGCCCGAGUCGCUGCCCUCCUGGACACUGAGCGACUCCGACUCCCGCGUCACCCCGGUGGGCAGUCCCGGCGCAGACUUUGCGCCCCACGGGGAGUCUCUGGGGGACCGUCACCUCCGGACACUGCAGAUAAGUUACGAAGCCUUGAAGGACGAGAACGCCAAGCUGAGGAGAAAACUGACUGAAGUGCAGAGCUUCUCGGACACGCAGACCGAAAUGUACGUGAGCACCGAGCCGGGCGGCCCGUGCCUGGGGCCACCUGCAGGCCCGCCUGGCCUGCGCUCGCCCCAGCGCCCCGUGCUUGCCCCCGCAGACGCGCCCUGCCGCGAGGACUCGGACGCCGCCGGCCCCCCAGUCUCGGAAGAAGAGCCUUGGGGUGAAGCUAGCAACGACGAGGACGACCCCAAGGAGAAGGCUCUCUCCGAAGACCCGGAGACGUGCCUGCAGCUGAACAUGGUCUACCAGGAGGUCAUCCAGGAGAAGCUGGCCGAGCUGGGCCUGCUGCUGGCUCAGAACCGGGAGCAGCAGGAGGAGCUGGCCUGGGGCCUGGCCGGGUCCAGGGGCCCCAAGGGGAAGGACGGCCGGAGCCUGCCCCCGCACACCUACAUCGGGCACUUCAUGAAGCCCUACUUCAAGGACAGGGCCACCGGCGUGGGGCCUCCUGCCAACGAAGACACGCGGGAGAAGGCGGCCCAGGGCAUCAAGGCUUUCGAGGAGCUUCUGGUGACCAAGUGGAAGAGCUGGGAAAAGGCCCUGCUGAGGAAGUCGGUGGUGAGCGGCCGCCUGCAGCGCCUGCUUCAGCCCAAGCUCCUGAAGCUCGAGUACCUGCACCAGAAGCAGGGCCGCGCCACCAGCGAGGAGGAGCGUCAGGCCCUGGGGACACAGGCCAGGGAAGCCGAGCGUGAGGUCCAGGAGAUAAACCAGCUCUCCGAGGAGGCCCUGCUGGGGGACAGGCUGGACAGUCACGACUGGGAGAAGAUCGCCAACGUGGCCUUUGAAGGGGCACGGGGCGCAGAGGAGAUCCGGAAGUUCUGGCAGAACAGCGAGCACCCCAGCAUCAACAAGCAGGAGUGGGGCGCGCAGGAGGUGGAGCAGCUGAAGGCCCUCGCCGCCCAGCACGGGCUCCUGGCCUGGCAGAGGGUCGCCGAGGAGCUGGGGACGCACCGCAGCGCCUUCCAGUGCCUGCAGAAGUACCAGCAGCACAACCCGGAGUUGAAGCGCAGGGAGUGGACGGAGGCCGAGGACCGCGCGCUCCGCCAGCUGGUGCAGGAGAUGCGCGUGGGCAGCCACAUCCCCUACCGCAGAAUCGCGUACUACAUGGAGGGCAGGGACUCCGUGCAGCUCAUCUACCGCUGGACCAAGAGCCUGGACCCUGGCCUGAAGAAGGGGUCCUGGACACCCGAGGAAGAUGCGAAAUUGCUUCGGGCAGUCGCCAAGUACGGGGAGCAGGAUUGGUUUAAGAUCCGGGAGGAGGUGCCAGGUAGGAGCGAUGCCCAGUGCCGAGAUCGGUGAGUCGGACAGCACUGGGCGUGGCCUGCGGGCUCGCUGGUGCUGAGUGCUGGGGGGCAUGCGGGAGGC
Molecule: messenger RNA, 2070 nt
Organism: Condylura cristata (star-nosed mole)
Lineage: Eukaryota; Metazoa; Chordata; Mammalia; Eulipotyphla; Talpidae
Product: snRNA-activating protein complex subunit 4
Exons: 16
Coding region: 1-2004 (667 amino acids)
Source: RefSeq, a predicted model, not a curated record